Aspergillus nomiae NRRL 13137 is the source of this 5037-nucleotide messenger RNA. RefSeq names its product chromatin-remodeling ATPase INO80 (gene ino80). Lineage: Eukaryota; Fungi; Ascomycota; Eurotiomycetes; Eurotiales; Aspergillaceae. Gene Ontology annotation, cellular component: Ino80 complex. Gene Ontology annotation, biological process: DNA repair. The record is from RefSeq and is a predicted model, not a curated record. The coding region runs from base 1 to 4956 and encodes 1651 amino acids. Gene Ontology annotation, molecular function: histone binding; ATP-dependent chromatin remodeler activity; DNA binding. The transcript is spliced from 5 exons.
AUGACGGGAGCUCCGCCAUAUAAUCCCCAGUCCCCUACCCAGCAGCACCGUUAUCCUGGUUACUCUCCUCCAAAUAAGAGCCGCCCCUUUUAUCCCAACAAUGACCAGUACCAGCAGCAUCCUCCCCAGACGCCUCCUGCGUUCCCUCCACCGACCACCAUGUCACGGAGCCCUCACUAUUCACAUGCGUCUCCGUUGCCGGCGACCCUCCCACCAUUGAACGGGACUGCACCUCCGCCACAUCCUCCGGAUCCUUCAUCGCAGUUCCAGGCCCAUUCGUCAGCUGGAACUCCCCAAUUUCCUCUUCCCCGGCCCUAUUCUGGGUCCGUCUUAUCAAGCAACGGCGCAUCUCCUUACGGUCCCUCCACUCCGUCCCAUGCCCAUCCGACUGGCAGGCCUGAGGGCCCUUUGCAACUCUCCCCAAAGAAAGACACAGAAUCAUCGUAUCUAGGCGGCCCUGGGGUUGCUGGGUAUCCGUCCUCUAUCAUGAGAGAACCAAAGCCGGCCUCCCCUCCAAAGGAAGCAAAGCCUGCCAGGGCUGCAGACCCCAUGUCCUUCGCUAGUAUCCUAUCAGGGCCGGCCGAAGAGCGCUCUCCUCCUAAACGACAAUCCCCCCCACCAGAGACGACACCGGCACCGGUAACGUCAACACCACGAGAAGCAACGCAGCUUAGCCCGCCUCCGCCAGCUCAUGUUCCUCCGUCGCAUCCGAGAGUGAAAGAGCAGGAGCAGGUAUUACCCAGGCUGGAGAAAAAGCCGAGCUCGGAGAAACGCCGUCGCAACGUUGAGCUGGACAACAAAGCGCGUGAACCUUUGAACGGUAUUUCAACAACCAACGGUAGUCUUGAGCCAACCAAGACGUCUGCUCAACCAUGGGCGUUCCUCAACCCCCGUAAGGCUCUGUCCGAACGGGAGACGGAAACCAUCAACAAACUUAUGGUGGAGAUUGACAAUGCGGAGAAAAGUGAUGUGGAAGCUCCUGGGUUCGAAGAAGAGUACGAACAGUACAAAUUGCAAAGUAAGCGACGGGCCUUGCAUGCCUUGAAAGAGGAGGGCAUAAAGCGCAAGCGUCGCCGAAAUGUGUUCUUGGUCAACCUUGGCAAAUCUCUUGAGAAGCAGGCCUCUGCGGGAAUGGACCGGUUUCGGAUUGCCAAUGAGGCCUCCGUCAUCUCAGAAGUCCAAGCUAAAGAAAUUCAGGAUGAGAAAGAACGCAAGAAGGACAUGCAGAGGAAGCGUCGUCGGGAAAACACGGUACGGUUGGAGAUGCAGAAGAAGCUUGAGGCCGAACGCAAAGCAAAUAAGGCUCAAGACUCUGCCGAGAAAGCCAAGUUUUUGCGUGAAGCAGAACGAGCACAAAGGAAAAUUAAGACUACCAAGCGAGCCCUGGAAGGUGUCACAGCGCCUGAAGAGAUCGGUGAAGUCACACCGCUGGCACCAAACCUCGAAGGUGGCACUACCAGCUCUUUCCACAUCGGCCGGAGCUCCCCAUCGAGGCGGAAAUCGGGACGUGGAGGUCCUGUUACACGGCCCAAGAAAUCGAAGGAGCAAAAGCAAGCGGAGAAAGAUGCAGCAGAGGCCGCCUAUGCUGCCAUGGAAAAUGAUGAGCCACUUCCUCUUGCGCCCAAAGAAGAUCCGCGUAAGGAAUCUCUCAAGAAGGAAGCUAAAGGCAGCCGCUCCAAGGAGAGUAGCCCUGCGCCCCUGUCCGCCUUCGAAACAAAAGGCUACAAUCAGAUUUAUGAGCAAAUCUGGCGAGAUAUUGCCCGUAAAGAUAUUCCCAAGGUCUACCGCAUUAAAGCCCUCUCGCUCAGCACCCGCCAGGAGAAUUUGCGCAAGACUGCACAGCUAGCCAGUAAGCAGUCUCGUAAGUGGCAGGAACGUACGAAUAAGAGUAUGAAGGAUACCCAAGCCCGGGCCAAGCGGACUAUGCGUGAGAUGAUGUCAUUCUGGAAGCGCAACGAGCGUGAAGAACGUGAUCUACGCCGCCUUGCUGAAAGGCAGGAAAUCGAGUCGGCCAAGAAAGCAGAAGCAGAGCGCGAAGCCAACCGCCAGAGACGCAAACUCAAUUUCCUUAUAUCCCAAACCGAACUAUACUCUCACUUCAUUGGCCGCAAAAUCAAGGGUGCCGAGGGAGACUCUGGUGAUACUGCCGUUGAGGGAUCGGAUGAAACAAUUCAAUCCGGUAAAGAUCAAGAACAUGAUCUGCCCCCCGGCGUUGCGGAUGCUGGCGCUAAGGUGACCAACUUUGAGGACCUCGAUUUCGACGCAGAAGAUGAAUCAGCUCUACGACAGGCAGCAAUGGCCAACGCGCAGAAUGCCGUUAAAGAAGCUCAAGACCGAGCGCGAGCCUUCAAUGACGGGCAAGAUAAUAUGGCUGCUUUGGACGAGGGUGAAUUGAACUUCCAGAACCCUACGAGUUUGGGCGACAUUGAGAUUUCGCAACCCACCAUGCUCACGGCGAAAUUGAAGGAAUAUCAGCUGAAGGGUCUCAAUUGGCUUGUCAACUUAUACGAGCAAGGUAUCAACGGUAUCUUGGCCGAUGAAAUGGGUCUGGGAAAGACCAUUCAAUCUAUCUCUGUUAUGGCCUACCUCGCCGAAGUUCACAAUAUCUGGGGCCCAUUUUUAGUCAUUGCGCCCGCCUCAACCCUACACAAUUGGCAACAGGAAAUUACUAAAUUUGUUCCUGACAUCAAAGUCCUUCCUUAUUGGGGCUCAGCAAAAGACCGCAAGAUUCUUCGCAAGUUCUGGGACCGCAAGCACAUCACCUAUACUAAGGAGUCCGAAUUCCACGUGCUAGUGACAUCCUACCAGCUCGUGGUCCUCGACGCGCAGUACUUCCAAAAGGAGCUAUGGGCUUUGCUCCACUUUAUCAUGCCCACUUUGUUUGAUUCUCACGACGAGUUCAGCGAGUGGUUCUCCAAGGACAUCGAGUCUCACGCUCAAAGUAACACCAAGUUGAAUGAGGACCAGCUGAAGCGUCUCCACAUGAUCCUGAAACCCUUCAUGCUUCGUCGUGUUAAGAAGCACGUUCAGCAGGAGCUUGGGGACAAGGUUGAGAAAGAUGUCUUCUGCGAUCUGACCUACCGUCAGCGGGCCUACUACACUAAUUUGCGAAACCGCGUUAGCAUCAUGGACCUUAUCGAGAAGGCUGCUAUUGGUGAUGAGGCCGACAGCACGACGUUGAUGAACUUGGUCAUGCAGUUCCGGAAGGUUUGUAAUCAUCCAGACCUGUUUGAACGCGCGGAAACGAAAUCGCCCUUCUCUGCCGCACACUUUGCGGAAACGGCCUCCUUUGUCCGAGAAGGCCAAAACGUUGAUGUCGGUUACUCGACACGUAACCUGAUCGAAUAUCCUUUGCCACGCCUUCUAUGCGGCUCUGACGGCCGUGUUGAUAUAGCAGGGCCCGGUAAUCUACAGGCCGGUUUCCGUGGCAAGUACCUGGCUCACUUGAUGAACAUCUUCGCCCCAGAGAAUAUCAAACAUAGUGUCGCACACGAUGGUGCAUUCUCUUUCCUACGCUUUGUGGACACGUCCAUAAAUGAAGCGUACGAGCAGUCCCGUCAGGGUAUCUUUGAGCGGGCGAUUCGCCGGCGCGGCAAAUCCAACAGAUUGUCUCGGCUCAACGUAGUCUAUGAUGAUGAUGAUGAUGAAACAACGAUGGCAUCCGUCCUUUCCCAUACCAUGUUCAACAUCGUCCAACGUAACGACCAGCAUGCUCUUAAUGAUGUCACGACAGAGGGAUACAUGCGGGAAUUAACGACCGUGGCGCAGUCCGUCUUUGAGCGUGAAGGUCUGGGCAUCAUUGAGCCUUGUGUCAGUCCCGCAGCGUCUGCGCCCCCGAUUACUGUUUCGUCAUCCAGUCGAGCGCCUUUGAAUGAAAUGAAUGACAGCCUAUUCAAUGUUUCAGUUCGGCAUGCCUUGUUCAGCACGCCUUCUAAACAACUUGAGCAACAGAUUCUUGAAAAGAAGCUGGACCCUAUUCCUUACUCGCUUCCGCCGAUGUUGCCGCAGCCAACAUCCAUCAAAGGACGCUACACGCACAUUGAAGUGCCAUCUAUGCGCCGUUUCGUUACAGAUUCGGGUAAACUGGCCAAGCUAGACGAGCUCUUGCGAGAACUCAAGGCAGGCGGUCACCGUGUGCUACUCUACUUCCAGAUGACACGCAUGAUUGAUCUAAUGGAAGAGUACUUGACCUACCGCAAUUAUAAGUAUUGUCGUCUGGACGGAAGUACGAAAUUGGAAGACCGUCGCGACACGGUGGCAGAUUUCCAGCAGCGCCCAGAGAUCUUCGUCUUCCUUUUGUCUACUCGUGCUGGUGGUCUGGGUAUCAACUUGACUGCAGCCGACACGGUUAUCUUUUAUGAUUCGGACUGGAAUCCUACCAUUGACUCUCAAGCUAUGGAUCGUGCUCACCGUCUCGGCCAGACGAGACAGGUCACGGUAUAUCGUUUGAUUACUCGCGGCACCAUUGAGGAGCGUAUUCGCAAGCGAGCUCUGCAGAAGGAGGAAGUGCAGCGUGUCGUCAUCUCAGGCGGCGCAGCUGGUGGGGUUGACUUCAAUACUCGCAACCGCGAGAGCCGAACCAAGGACAUUGCCAUGUGGUUGGCAGAUGAUGAACAGGCGGAGCUUAUUGAGCAGAAGGAGAAGGAAGCGCUGGACCGAGGCGAAGUGUUUGGCGCUAGUAAAGGCGGGAAGAAAGCUGCUCAGAAGAGAAAGAGAGAUAUCACCCUGGAUGAUAUGUAUCAUGAAGGUGAAGGGAACUUUGACGAUGCCAGUGCAAAGCCAUCCGGAGCGGCCACUCCUGUGUCGACUGCAGAGAAUUUAGGCACCCCAUCAUCUACGCCAGUUCCUAAGCGAGGACGUGGAAGGGGGACAGGGAAAGGCACGUCUAAAAGAGCCAAAACCACCAAGGAGCGAUUACGUCUCAUUGAUGGUGACGGAGGCUUAGGGCCUAGCUGAUUCAACCUACAUGGUGCCUCAAUAAUUGACACGGCUGGUUAUGGUCAUGGCGUUUCAGAGAUUGCAUUGCCUUUGCUUCCC